Botrytis cinerea B05.10 is the source of this 1479-nucleotide messenger RNA. RefSeq lists its product as hypothetical. NCBI's taxonomy places the organism in Eukaryota, Fungi, Ascomycota, Leotiomycetes, Helotiales, Sclerotiniaceae. The transcript has 2 exons. The coding region runs from base 426 to 1157 and encodes 243 amino acids. The record is from RefSeq and is a predicted model, not a curated record.
GACUUCAUUUUUUUUUUUUAAUUUCCAAUAGAUCAAUCAAAAUCCUGCUAUUAUAGCCAGGUUUUGACUGACUGCCCUCCACGGAUCUACGGAUUUAACAACAAUGACUGGCGUGCAAUUGGACAUCUAACUUGCCGAUACGCUUACGGUUAGAUAUCAUUCAUUGAAGCUAAGAAACACUCCCCCCAUUCUCUCGGUGUUCAAAUCGACCUGGAUAUUCUAGGAGAUAUGCGGAUUAUCAUACGAGGAAGUUGAAUCCUCAAUAUUACUAGAUAGCAAUCAUAAGCAAUCUAUGAGUCAUUUUAUAAUGUCUAUAAGUAGUCAAGGUAGAUAAAGAACGAUAGCAUAUAGUUAAGUCUCGGAUUCUUCUUCAAUUGCUUGUCUUGCUCUCUUCCUUCUUUCCAUAUACCCAUCCAUAGUGCACCAUGGCCAUACCACCCAUUAUCCCCUCCUCCCCUUCCCCCAAAUUCUCAAAAGUCGACCUCAUUCCUUGGGACCCAGACUCUCCAUCUCAUGUCGAGAGGCUAUUCAAUCAACGAGUAGCAUGUACCUGGAACUCAGAAUACGUAGAAUCGUGGCGCGAAAAACAGAGACAGGGCGCUAUUACUCUUCAAUGGAUCGUCCUACCAAUUACCUCCAUUUCUCGCGAUGACCUUCACAAACUCCACACCACGCAUUACCCUUUGGAAUCAGAACCAUUGAUUGAUUCCGCAACAACGUUCAACGCACAACCUCGUACCCCUCCCUCACCACCCCACUCUUUCUUCCCCAUCGGCCACAUAGCCCUCGAAGUCCAACCGUCAUCCCCCACCUCCUCUCCCUCAUCCACCUACAAAAUAUCCGGCCUCUAUAUUUCCGGCGCCUUGCGCAGCUUAGGUCUAGGUCGCGCAACCAUGGAUACAAUGGAAACACUUGCUUCUUCGGCCCCGAUUUCUGCGCAAAAAUUAAUACUAGAAGUUAUAGCGAAUGAAUAUCCAGGGAAGGAAGAACGGAAUGUGGCACUGAAAGUAAAGAAGCAGCCGGUGGAGAGACAGGAUUGGUAUGCUAGGAGAGGAUAUAGGAUUGUGGGGAUGAAGGAUGGGAUGUGGCCCGAAAAAGAUGAUGAGGGGAGGGUGUGGACGGCUAGAUGUUUGUUUAUGGAGAGGGUUGUGGGGUAGAUGGGAGAGGGGGAGAUUUGGGGAUGGAGAGGAUAGUAUCGGGCACAGAGAGAUUUGAAAUAGGGGAUGCGGCCGAUACGGAUGAAAGAGACGAAUAUAGAAAAGGAGACGAGCGAAUACUGCCGCAAGAUGCGGCACGCACGCGACUCGCUAAAUUCUUGUAUGUAUGAUCUCGUAUCCAAUCAUAUGUCAUGACCCAAAGCUGUAUUUUCUCUUUUGUUGCAUAUCUGAGAUUCUGUCGCGGUGGAAGAUGAGCAAUUGUAUUACAGCUUUGAUUUAGUUUUGUUGCAUAUCUAACAAUUUCCCGCGGCGGGGCAUCAAC